AUGGUAAAAUGUUUACUCGUGGAAUACGGAACGUUUGACGGUGUAGUGGUCGUAUGGAAUUUAGUUGGCCUCAAUUAUUGGCACUUGAGAAAAAUCAAAAUAUUCUACAAAAAUCAAAUCAUUAGACUGUUGAACUUAAUACAAGAUAAUGCACCGUUACGGAUAAAAGAAUGUCACAUUCUAAACUCUGGGGCAGUGACACUUUACGCAUAUGCUAAAGUAAAGUAUAUUUUAAACAAAGAAUUUCGGAAAAAGAUUCAUUUUCACAGACCAAAAUCGGCGGAAAUUUUCAAAUUUGUGCCUAAGGAUAUUAUGCCAAUGGAUUUUGAGGGAGGUUGUGGAUUGAGUCAUUCAGAACAAUCUGAGACAACUUUGGAACUAAUGAAGUCUCUACGCGAUCGGUACAUGCCGGGUGAUAUUCUUAGUUCUGAUGAUAAAGACCAAGAUGAAAACCAAGAUGAAGACGAUGAUGAAGAAGUUCCGUUAAUCGUCUAA
Adelges cooleyi (spruce gall adelgid) is the source of this 495-nucleotide messenger RNA. RefSeq lists its product as uncharacterized. Gene Ontology annotation, molecular function: phosphatidylinositol bisphosphate binding. Bases 1 to 495 code for a protein of 164 amino acids. The transcript is spliced from 4 exons. Lineage: Eukaryota; Metazoa; Arthropoda; Insecta; Hemiptera; Adelgidae. Gene Ontology annotation, cellular component: membrane. The record is from RefSeq and is a predicted model, not a curated record.